AGAUGUGCACUAAUGUAACAGCCGAGGUUUACCUUCGCUCUUACCUGACGCCCUGCAUCAAUGACUGUGGCACUUAUGGCCAGUGCAAACUUCUGCGCACCAACAACUACCUGUACGCUGCAUGCGAGUGCAAAGCAGGUUGGGAUGGCUGGGGUUGCACAGACAACACUGAGGCAUAUUCCUAUGGCUUCCAGUUGCUAUCAACUCUGCUUCUGUGCCUCAGCAACCUGAUGUUUGUCCCACCGGUGACUAUCGCUAUUCGCAGUCAUUACCUGCUGGAGGCAUCCGUCUAUAUCUUCACCAUGUUCUUUUCCACUUUUUAUCAUGCCUGUGACCAGCCAGGCAUUGUGGUCUUCUGCAUCAUGGAGUAUGACGUGCUGCAGUUCUGUGACUUCCUCGGAUCGCUCAUGUCUGUGUGGGUCACUGUCAUCGCCAUGGCCAGACUCAAGUCCAUUAUCAAACAGGUGCUGUAUUUACUGGGAGCAAUGGCUCUGUCUAUGGCCCUACAGCUAGAUCGACACGGCCUGUGGAACCUCUUGGGUCCCAGUCUUUUCGCUUUAGGCAUCAUGGCCAUCGCUUGGACGGUGCGCACCAUCCGCAGGCGCCGCUGUUACCCUCCGACCUGGAAGCGCUGGGUGUUUUUCCUGUUCCCAGGCACCACCAUCGCCACAUCAGCAGUGGCUUUAUACGCAUUCGUGGAGACAGAGGAGAACUACUUCUACAUCCACAGCAUCUGGCACAUGCUGAUCGCCGGCAGUGUUGGCUUCCUCCUGCCGCCCCGCGCCAAACCGGACGUCAAAGUCAGUCCCCUGAAGCGGCGGCGCGGCUGCGGGUACCAGCUCUGCGUCAACGAGCAUGAGGAGAUGGGACUGGUGGAUCCCGCCAUCAUCACCAUCAACAGCAUCUGCACCAGCUGAUGACCCUCGCGCCCGCUCAGACUUUUACCUGCCUUUCCUCUCCUUCCUUUGGGAUACAAAAACACGGAAAACAAAGCCAGAGAACUUACUGAUGCACUGUAAAUAACUUUAGAGCAAAACAUGCUCGCAGACACACACACACUCGCAAAUACACUGCCGGUCGAAAGUUUGGAAUUUGAAUUUUUUUCAUGUUUUUUUUUUUAGGAGAAGCCUAUUGUGCUCACCAAGGAAGACGGUAAAAUUGUAAAAUUAGAUUCAAAUUUUAAACAACUGUUUUCUUAAUGAAUGUUUCUUAAGAUGAAGCAUAUUCCUAUUAUUUAAAGAUGUAUUUAGCUACAUUUUCGGUGUCACUUGAUUUUUCUUUUAUAAAAUCAUAUUCAUUUGCUGGUUUAUUGGUCUGUUAUGAUCAAUUGUUAUUGGCUCUCAAUCAUUAAUUGUCCUUAUAUAGUGUAUCAAGGUUGAAUAUUUAGGUUGUAUAUUUACUGUACUACUAUUUCCACUAAUAUUGGCUGCAGCUCAACAGUUUUCAACACUGAAAAUAACAAAAAAUGUGUCUUGAGGUGCAGAUGUUAGAAUGAUUUCUGAAGAGUUAUUUGACACUGUGUGACUUUAAAUCACACAAAUAAAUGAAACUAUUGAACAAGACAGCAGCUAUUGUAAUAAUAUUUAAACAUGUUACAGUUUUUACUGUUUCUGUUCAAAUAAAUGCAACUUGGGUGAGCAGAACAGGCUUUUUGCAAAACAGGCUUCUUUGAAAGACAUUUUAAAAAUCAUAUCGAUCCCACACUUUCGACCGGUUGUGUAGGUACAGUACAAGUUUUUCGUCAUAACAUGGUUAUUUGGAUUACUAUUAUUGUUAAUAUGGUUUGCAUUGUUUGUAUCUGGGAAUGGUUUGUGUCAGUGCAGCGAUGCACUGUUAUUAGUGCAUUAUCUAAAGCAUCUGAGCUGAUUUUGCUGCUGCUACUUGACAGUGACUGUAAAAUUGAAAAACGUGUCAUGUAAUUUAUUCAUUGUUUUUCUGGCACUCAAACGACCAAAUGUUUUAUUGUGUUUAGAGGAUGCAAAGGAAGAACAUUUUGUGGAUAUAUCAAGGGCACUGCUUUCUUUUGAUUGUUCUUUUUUUUUUUACUUUUCUUUCUAAACAUCAUUUGCACUGAGACACAAAAAAAUGUGAUACUGUACAUUUUUUAAAUAUAAGUAUAGUUAUGAACCAGUCACGAUGUGUACAUGUACAUGUAUAGUAUAGUUGUUUUCAGUGGAAUGUCUGAUUGUACUUUGGAUUGCAUUGUAUUGCCUUUGCAGCAUAAUUGAUUGUCGAUUUUUAGAGGGAUUAGGAAAGUUUCCAUUGCCAAGACCAGGUUUUAAUACGAAACCUCAGAUAAAUAACCUCAUAUUUCCUGUUGUAUUUACCUAGUGAGGGUCAGAAGGAGACAUUUUAAAGCAAAAGCAAAUGAAAAAGCAAAUAAACGUUUUAUUUUUUCGGUAUCAAACUUGAUUAUUU
This is a messenger RNA of Danio rerio (zebrafish), 2418 nucleotides long. The record is from RefSeq and is a predicted model, not a curated record. NCBI's taxonomy places the organism in Eukaryota, Metazoa, Chordata, Actinopteri, Cypriniformes, Danionidae.